Molecule: messenger RNA, 5610 nt
Organism: Micromonas commoda
Lineage: Eukaryota; Viridiplantae; Chlorophyta; Mamiellophyceae; Mamiellales; Mamiellaceae
Exons: 1
Coding region: 1-5610 (1869 amino acids)
Source: RefSeq, a predicted model, not a curated record
AUGAUGGGCUCCGCCGAGACGCGUCCGCUGCUGGACGAGUUCUCCCCGCUGGUCGAGCGCAAGCGCGCGAACAGCGCGUGGGGUACUCGCGCCAAGUAUGCGCUCGCCACUCUGGCGCUCGUCGGCGUCGCCGCCUUCGCCGGCGUCGCCAUGUUCCCCGGUGCGGCCAACAACAUCGGCCUCUCCACCCUCGGGGACAAGUCCGACUUCGUCGCCGCGGAGGCUCCGUCCAUGCACCACAGGUCCUCCGUGAAGCCCCACUCGAAACUCUACGUCCCUCGCGGUUCCGCGAGGCUCGGCGAGGAGGGUGAGGCCGCUCCCGCCGCUCCCACCAAGGCGAUUCCCCACACGGCGGAGGAUCCCAUCGAGAGCUCGGGGCUCGACGCCAAGAUCGCCCAGCUCGAGGCGGACAAGGCUGCUCUCGAGCAGUCCAACGCCGACCUCGCCGCGCAGAUUGCCACCCUCACCGCCGAUACCUCCGCCCAGGACCAACUCAAGAAGUGCCAGGAGGAUACGCACUCCGUCAUCGCCGAGAAGAAGACGGUCGAGGAUGAGCUCCAGAGGCUCGAGCAGGAGAUCUCCGACGAGCGCGAGGCUCACAUGAAGGUGGGCGGCUUCAACUGCGGCCGCAUCAUCCCCGGUGAGAACCGCGACGAGAAGCUCGCCGAGUGCGACGCGGAGAUGCGCCUCCAGCUCUACGAGCGCAAGAAGGCCAACCAGCGCAAGUACCAGAUGCGCCUCCAGAACGACGCCCUCCACGCCGAGAUCGAAGGUCUCGAGAAUAAGCUCCUCGAACUCGACGGCGAGGUUCGCCAGUGCAUCGCCGACUCCGCGGCCGCCGCCCAGACCGCCGCCGAGCAGCUCGCCGACGCUAACGCGAAAACCGAGGAGGUGCAGACCGCGAUGGGCAAGGUUGAGUACGAGCUCGAGCUCUGCAUGAACGGCAAGAAGGCUUGCGACACCAAGGUUCACGACAUGGAAGGCGAGCUCAAGGACAUGGAGGCUCGCGAGGACAAGUGCGAGGCGGACUUCGCGCAGGCUCGCAAGAUGUACCAGGACUCCCACGCGACCAAGGACGAGGCCACCAAGCAGCUCGAGAGCGACAUCUCCCGCCUGGAGCUCGACAUCACCAACGUCAAGGACAAGCGCGACUCCCUCGAGAAGGAGCUCAACGAGAAGUUCGUCGAGAUCAAGACCCUCGAGAAGACCGUGGCCGAUAACCAGGCUGCCGCCGAGGAGGCCAACAACGCCAAGUCCGCGUGCGAAGCUGAGAACGGCAUGAUCUCCGCCUCCAUCGAGCACCUCAAGAACGACGCGAAGCGCAUGGAGCAGACCCUCAACAUGACCCGCGACUCCAAGCUCGCCAUGGUCGACGAGGUGAUGCGCCUCAACCAGAAGAUGGAAGGCCUCGAGGGCGAGAUCCUCGAAGCCGACAACAAGCUCAAGACCGCCAUCAACGCGUCCGCCGCGGAGAAGGCGGAGCUCGUCGGCAAGGCCAUGGAGAAGGAUGAGCAGAUUGCCGCCAUCAAGACUGAGGUUGCCUCCCUCAAGGCGCAGGUCAACGUCUCCGCCGCCGCCGAGCUCGCCCUCCAGGCCAGGCUCGCCGACGCGCAGGACAAGGCUGCCGCCGCGCAGCUCGAUCUCGAGGCCCAGAUUUCCACCUGCCAGACUGACUUUGCCGCCGCUCGCGACGCCUUCCAGGCCAAGCACAUGUCCAACGAUGAGGCCUCCAAGCAGCUCAAGGAGCAGAUCACCCAGCUCGAGACUACGCUCGCCACGACCACCGAGUCCUGCAAGCAGGGCAAGGAGACGUGCAAGGCGGAGAUCGACCAGCUCCACGCGGACAUCAACGCCAAGUCUCAGGAGAUCCAGAACGCGCUCGCGACCGUGGAUGCCAAGUCCGCCGAGAUUGACGUCUGCUACGCCGCCACCGACAAGCUUCACACCGAGAACGCCGCGCUCAUCGGCUCCGUCGACACGUGCACCUCCGAUCUCGCCACCUCCAAGGAGGAGAAGGAUCUCUGCGAGGGCUCCAAGAACGGCCUCCUCGACAUGAACAAGAAGUGCGAGGCUUCCGUCGAGAAGUGCGAGGCUGACGGCGCCGCGGAGCGCGAGGUGCUCCUCAAGAAGCACGCCGACAAGGAUGAGGUGACCCAGCAGCUCAACACGGACCUCACCAGGGUCCAGGGCGAGGUUGCCAAGUGCCAGGACGCCAAGGCCACCCUCACCACGCAGGUUGACACCUGCGACGCCGACAUCAACGCCGCCAAGGACGAGACCAAGGCUGCCAAGGCAGAUUUCACCGAGCUCAAGAUGCAGCCCUGGUGCCAGCCCCCCAACCCGCCGGCGCCCGACGCUCCCGCGCCCCCGCCGCCCCAGAACCCCCCCGGCGCCAAGAAGUUCGCCGAGAAGCUUCCCAUCUCCGAGAAGAAGCUCAUCGCCGAGGGCGUCGCGUCCGCGAAGGCUGUCAAGAUCAUCGACGCCAUCAUGCUCGGAUCUGACAUCACCUCCGACAAGGUGCGACCCUUCGUCAACCUCGACAAGAAGUACUCCGACGCCUCCGUGUCCUACAUCUUCGCGCACUGCUACGCGGAUGAGAUCAACAUGAUCGCCGCGGAGGUUACCGUCGAAGGCGGCAAGGCCUACCUCACCGCGCAGGGCGAGGGCAUCCGCUCCUCCGCCAACUGCAGGGACGAGGACCUCGACGCCCGCGAAGUCACCGCGGCUUGGGCGAACCAGCUCAGCGAGGACGAGGCGUGGACCGAGUACGGUUACAUGCCCGGCGCCUCCCUCGGCGGCGUCAAGCUCGUCAACGCCGAUCGCAGGAUCGCCGACGAGGUCAAGGCCUUGAUGCCCGUGGACGCUCCCGCCGAGUUCGACGCUUCCGCCGAGCUCGACGAGGAGGAGAAGACCAACACGUUCCGUCAGCUCCUCGGCGGCUGCUCGCGCGUAAACUGCGGCUACCACUGGCAGGGUUGGAGCAGCUGCUCACCCAGCAACGGCGUGUGCGGCUGGGGAUCCCAGUCGAGGUGCCCCUCGGUCUACCGUAGAAAUUCCUGCGGCGGCAGCGGUUGCCCGGGCUGCCAGUCGCAGUCCUGCUUCUCCAGGACUUGCCCGCCUCCCCCCUCCCCGUCCCCCCCUCCUCCCUCCCCCUCUCCCCCUCCCCCGUCCCCUCCUCCCCCCUCGCCGCCGCCUCCCAAGGCGAAGCUCGGCCUGGGCACCAUCGAGUACGUCAUCGUCAACAACGUCGGCGGCCUCGAGAUGGGCGGCAAGGGCAAGCCCAUGUACACCCCCUCCGACGCCUUCCUCUCCAUCCCCGAGGUUGCGACGAUGAAGGUGGGCGACGCCGUCAUGAUGGCCAAGGCGUACAAGAACGGCCAGCCCACCGAGGAGGAGGCUCCCGUCAUCUUCGCCGCGUGCGACGGUGACUCGCUCAAGCUCGUCAGCGCCACCGUCACCGCCGCCCACGGCAGCUCCUUCAUCGCGCUCGGCGAGGCCAAGUCCUCACCCAAGAGCGGCUGCGACAACGCCGCCCUCACCGCGGGCGCCGUCAUGGACGCUUUCAAGGCUGGCGACGCCGCCGGCUCUGUCUCCAUCGGCCACGUGUACUUCACCCAGGCGGACGACGGCGACGAGGUUCCCACGGCGAACACCGCCGUCGUCCUCGGCGAGGCCUCCGCCCCCGUCGCGAUUGAGCUCAAGUCCGCCUGCUUCAUCGGCUCCUCCAUCGGCGUCGACGAAUCCGGCUGCAGGAUCGCCAAGGCUUUCCCCACCGACAAGGUUGGCGAGUUCAUCUUCGCCACCUGCAAGGACGAGCACAUGACCAUGGUGGUCGCCCAGGUUGGCAUGGGAGAUGUCCCCGCCGAGGAGCCCGAGGAGGAGACCGCCGUCGCCGAGGAGCCCGAGGAGGAGACCGCCGUCGCCGAGGAGCCCGAGGAGGAGACCGCCGUCGCCGAGGAGGAGGAGGCUCAGGAACCCCUGACUCCGUCUCAGUCCGCUCCCGCUCCCUCCACCAAGAAGAGCAAGAAGAAGAAGAGGAGGAAGAGAAGAAAGAGAAGAAAGAAGAAGAAGAGCAAGAAGAAGAAGGGAUGGUGGCCCUUCGGUGCCGAGGCCGAGGCCCAGGGCCAGGCUGGACGCUCCCUCCUCUUCGCGCCCGGUAUCCUCCCCGACAUCUCCUCGGCUCUCGAAAACGCCAACCUCCCCGUCUGGGUCACCGACAAGGCGCAGGCCGCCACCAUCACCGUCACCAAAGCCAUGACCGCCACGUGCACCGACGGCGCCAUGACCGCGGCGUCCGUGAAGGCCGCCGCCUCCCAAGCAUCUGGCAAGCCGUACGGCCCGGCGCUCAGCAUCGGCCGCGUCGCGUGGACCGACCACGACACCACGCAGACUGACGUCAUCGACGCGGUGAAGACAACCUUGACGGCGCCUCCCCCAAAGCCGUGCACCGGUCGCACCGUCACCGUCAAGCGCAUGGACCCCGCCGGCCUUGACGGCCAUGGCUGGGGCAUGAACCUUGAGUUCAUGUGCGGCGACUCCAAGGUGAGCAUCGGCAGCAGCCGCGGCUCCCAGACUCAGUCCACCGUCGUCAACAGCGAGAUGACCCAGGGCGACUGCGCUGCCCGCAUCGACAAGUCCAACUGGCUCGGCGGCUACGGCUACGGCGACUUCUUCGACGUCACCGUCGGCGAGUGCCCUCCUCCUCCCCCCCCGCCCGCCCCCGCCCCUGUCGGCGAGGAGUGCACCGGCCGCACCGUCACCGUCAAGCGCAUGGACGCCGGCGGCCUCGACGGCCACGGCUGGGGCAUGAACCUUGAGUUCAUGUGCGGCGACUCCAAGGUGAGCAUCGGCAACAGCCGCGGCUCCCAGACUCAGUCCACCGUCGUCAACACCCCCAUGUUCGCGAGCGACUGCGCUGCCCGCAUCGACAAGUCCAACUGGCUCGGCGGCUACGGCUACGGCGACUUCUUCGACGUCACCGUCGGCGAGUGCCCCAAGAAGUGCAAGCGCACCAUCAGCGCGACGCGCAGGGACGCCAACCACGGCUGGGGUAUGAACCUCAAGUUCAAGUGCGGCGACGCCGAGGUGGUCAUCGGCAACUCCGACCAGGCUGAGAAGACCGUCUUCUACGACAACGUCGCGACUGGCACUUGCCCCUCCCGCGUCGACAAGUCCAACUGGCUCGGCGGCGACACCUACGGCGACUACUUCGACGUCGUCAUGGGAGAGUGCAUCGACUCCGAGGCUCAGGCCCAGUGCCGCCGCGAGGUCACCGCCACCCGCGGCGACGCCGCCCACGGCUGGGGCAUGCCCCUCGAGUUUGAGUGCGGCGGCAAGGUUGUCCACAUCGGCAGCUCCGGCGGCCAGACCAAGUCCGCCACCACAACGUUCAAGCUCGACGGUGACGACUGCCCCUCCAGGGUGGACAAGUCCAACUGGCGCGGCGGCCACACCUACGGCGACUGGUUCUCCGUCAACGUCGGUCCCUGCGUAGGAGCCGCCCUCGGCGACGCCGUGGAGUACGACCACGAGGACAAGCCCAAGCUCGGGUCCAAGACCAAACUCGGCAAGAAGACCGAGGCCUCCGCCAACACCUGGAAGGUCUGGUAA